Messenger RNA from Eimeria maxima, 1986 nucleotides. Its product is annotated as DnaJ domain-containing protein, putative. Gene Ontology annotation, molecular function: Hsp70 protein binding; ribosome binding. Gene Ontology annotation, biological process: 'de novo' cotranslational protein folding; regulation of translational fidelity. Bases 1 to 1986 code for a protein of 661 amino acids. The record is from RefSeq and is a predicted model, not a curated record. The transcript has 14 exons. Gene Ontology annotation, cellular component: cytosol. NCBI's taxonomy places the organism in Eukaryota, Apicomplexa, Conoidasida, Eucoccidiorida, Eimeriidae.
AUGGAGCCUCUGUUGAUGCUUUGCGACGCCGAUGUGGCGGCUGGCUGUACACUUGAGCCGUUUGUCGUUUGCAGCCUCUGCACUGUUACCCGCCGGUUCGAGGCUGCCGGCCGCAGCUUCCAGCAGACAUAUGAACGGCGGGAUUCCCUUAAACACCCACGGAAAUCUGGCUCAAAAAACACCCGGACACCUGAGGAGGACGACGACUACAGUGAGGAAGUAGGCAAAUCGAAGUCGAAGAGUGGAGGUGGCGGGAGUUCUUCCAUGUGCUCUGGAGGAAAUCUAAGGCGCAUUUUGGCCUACAAGGAGACGCUUUAUCAAAUAUUAGGGGUGCACGAAGGUGCAUCACUUGCAGAAAUUAAGAAACAGUACAGAAAGAAAGUUUUGGAAUACCAUCCAGAUAAAGCGAAGAGCGGUGGCACAAGCCCACCAGCACAUCCUUCAACCUCCACGUCCACUAGCACAGACAAUUCAGCAGAAGCAGGAGCCGCAGCAGGAGCAGAAUCUGCAGAAGGAGGAGUAGAAGGAGCAUACAUAACAGCGGCAGCAGCAGGGGGCCAACCAUCUUCAGAGCACGAGGCAUUUUUAAAGCUGCAGGAGGCCUAUGAAGCUCUUAGCGGCAAGUACAGCAGCUUUAGGAGGCAGUAUGAUUCUGCUUUGCCUUUUGACGAGAGUGUCCCUUCAGCAGCGGACUGUCAAUCCCCCGAGGAUUUUUAUAAAAUAUUUGGUGCUGCCUUCCAACGGAACGCCAGGUGGUCUGUGAACCGGCCCGUUCCUACGCUGGGUGAUUGCUCAACACCAUUGUCCGCAGUAGAGGAGUUUUAUGAGUUUUGGUUUGCUUUCGAGUCUUGGAGGGAUUUUGGUGUACAUGAUGAGCAUGACCUCGACCAAGCAGCAUGCAGACUGGAACGCAGGUGGAUGGAGCGGGAGAAUGCAAGAAUAAAAAAGAAAUACAUUAAGAACGAGAGGGCGCGCAUCCAGAAGCUUGUGGAGACGGCGCAUGCAGCAGACCCCCGAAUCAAGCAGCAGAAGGAAGAGGAAAGGAAGAAGAAAGAAGAAGAAAAGGCAGCACAAUUGAGAGCUAGAGAAGAAGCACGACGGGCAGCAGAGGAUCAGAAGAGAAGAGAAGAAGAGGAGGCUCGUAGCAGAGAAGAAGAGGCGCAGCGACUUCUCAAGCAGCAGCAGCAAGAGCGGGCGAUUCUCCGCAAAUGGCGGCAGACCUUCCGCUGGUUGUACCGACGCCUUGGGGAAGGAGAGGAGCAAUCGACUCUCCUAAACCCGGUUCGACUUCAGGAGUUGAGUAUGGCUCUAAACCUUGAGGAGAUGCAUCAAUUCCUCAGGACCGUCUACCAAAAGCUGGGCCUGCAGGACCUCAUGCAAGACGAGAUGGGCGAACCUCAGCCACUGCCUGAGGCUUUGAAUAUCUCGGCAGAGCAGCAGAGCGCUGUCUUGCGUUUGUAUUUAGAGAAAUGGCAAAAGCUCAAGGAGGCAGAGCUGCAACGAGGAAAAGCAGCUCAAGAGGAGGCGCAGCGCCUGCAGGAGGAAAAGCAGCGACAAGCUGUGGAGCGGAAGAAAGCGCAGCAGUCUGUAUGGACAGCUGAGGAGUUGUCGCUUCUGUCGAAGGCUCUGCAGAAGUUCCCAGGGGGCACCGCUCGCCGGUGGCAUCAAAUUGCCUCGUUUUUGGGAACGAAGACCCAAGAGGAGGAGGUGCAGCAGCAGAGCAUGCAGCAGCAAUUGAAAGCAGCAGGUGCCGCUGCAGCAGGCAGAAACGGGAAGGCAUGCGAAACAGUCGCCUCCAGCGCUGCGUGGACUCGGGAGCAGCAGAUUGCCCUUGAGAGUGCCUUGGCUAAGUUCCCUUCAACGAUGCCACCCCAGGAGCGUUGGUCGGCAAUUGCAGAAGAAGUUCCUGGGAAAACAAGAAAAGAAUGCGUCGAACGAUUUAAACAAAUCCGCGCAGCCAUUUUGGCGGCCAAGGGAUCGCAAUAA